GAAAAAUCAACGUGGAAUUUAACCUUCCACUGCAAAAUCCAUAUAAACAAAGUACCCUUUAGCUUCGCAGUUUAUGGUUUACACUGGUCCACAGCUCUUUUUGUUGCCAUUCGAUACCCAGUUUAAAGGAAGGGCGAAACUAUGGCUUCCAUGGCUUUCUCUGCAACCAUUCCUUCUCCUCUUCUUGAUUUUACUCAAACCAAAAAGAACCCAGUUUUGUCUUCACCAUGCCCUUCCAUGUCUUUCUCCAUCAAAUCCUCGCUAUGCUCUUCGAAAUCUGCUCUUUUCCAAUCUGGGUUUUCGCUACAGCCGCUUACUGUUCCCGGGUUUGUCUUUAACUCUAGAUCUUCUGGGAUUUAUGCAAGAGCUGCUACUGAUAAAACCCUAUACGACUAUACCGUAAAGGAUAUUGAUGGGAAGGAUACUCCUCUUAGCAAAUUCAAGGGAAAAGUUCUUUUGAUUGUUAAUGUUGCUUCAAGAUGUGGUUUGACGACAUCGAAUUACUCUGAGCUCUCUCACAUAUAUGAGAAAUACAAGUAUCAAGGAUUUGAUAUUCUAGCUUUCCCUUGCAAUCAGUUCGGGGGACAAGAGCCCGGAUCGAAUGACCAGAUUAAACAAUUUGCAUGUACUAGGUUUAAAGCUGAAUUCCCAAUAUUUGAUAAGGUUGAUGUGAAUGGACCUUAUACGGCUCCAGUUUACCAGUUUCUGAAGUCGAGUGCUGGUGGAUUUUUCGGUGACUUGAUCAAGUGGAACUUUGAGAAGUUCUUGGUGGACAAAAAAGGCAAAGUUGUUGAGAGGUAUCAACCAACGACAUCGCCUUUCCAAAUUGAGAAGGACAUUCAGAAACUCCUCGCAGCAUGAAUCUCGAGGCCACGUUAACAUGAUUUGCUUCUGCUCGUGAUAUAAAUAAGUCGAUACAUCAUACAUGUAGAUUUCAG
Messenger RNA from Hibiscus syriacus, 938 nucleotides. Its product is annotated as phospholipid hydroperoxide glutathione peroxidase, chloroplastic-like. NCBI's taxonomy places the organism in Eukaryota, Viridiplantae, Streptophyta, Magnoliopsida, Malvales, Malvaceae. Gene Ontology annotation, biological process: response to oxidative stress. The record is from RefSeq and is a predicted model, not a curated record. Gene Ontology annotation, molecular function: glutathione peroxidase activity. Bases 142 to 861 code for a protein of 239 amino acids. The transcript has 7 exons.